AUGCAUCAAGAAGGACCUGUGAGUCAACAUGCAGAUCCAAAAGCCGUGCUCGCGAAGCAGUGCUCCGAGGGACCACGAACUCCCACAGAGGACCUUUCAAAGACCCCACUCUUCGCGCCGUGCGGCACCAGCUUCGUCUCAGAAAUAGUGCUGGUUGCACAGCCGGAGACAUAUCAACCUGGUGAGAGCAUUUGGGUCCAAGGAGAAGAGUGCAAGAAGGUCUAUAUCUUGAAAUCCGGGGAGGUGGAGCUCAUCCAAGAGGAUCACACGGUACUCCACACAUGGAGUGCAGGAACCAUGCUGGGCUUGUGCAUCUUGCUGAAUGUCCAUCAUCGUCUUCGUACGGCACAAGCGGCCACUGUGUGCGAGUGCUUGGCCUUGCCAUCUACCUCGUUCCAUGCCAUAUUGAAGCAGCAUCCAGCAGAGAAGAAGCACUUCCUGGAGGCGGCGCAAGCCGAAGCCAAGGGCAUACUUGGAGAUCGGCAGUUCGAGUGCUUGGUUGGAGAAGUGCCGAAAAGUCCACCGAAGUCUGUGCACAGAAAGGGGGCAUUCCACAGAAAGUCUCAUAAUGCGGGUCACGACGACAAGCUCGACAAGUCUCCGAAGAAAUCAAAGGCAUUGGAAAAGCUGCCGACCAUUGAGCCAGUCACAAAGCCCUUCUCUUCCUCGAAGUUAGUCCCAUCCAGUCUGCCGAUAAGCAGCAGAUUUCGGCGGCCGUCGUGGUCGAAGCGAUGUGCCUCCAUGCUGGAUGAUGACAGUGGCUCUGACACAGAGCUGAACGCAGUAAGUGCUCAGUUCUCAGAACGCCAGAUUAGCACGCAGAGUUCUCCAGACGUCGUGGUUUGGUCUCGAAGCUCAACGGCGCCGACUUUUCCUCAUGCCUUGCUGACCCCGGAUCAUAGUGGCACAGGCACAGGCAGUCACCUCCUGGUGCCACGGCCGCCUGCCUCGUCAAACGCAUCUCGAGAAAACUCCCCCACCCCAUCAGCGGCCAGCAAAUCUACAUGCCCAGAGCCUGCCGAUGAUAUAAGUCCUGCUUCCAAGAAAGCUACAUAUUGGUGCGAUGUCAUAAAGGACUGGUUCGGGUGCCUGGACACAGAUGGUAGCGGCCGCAUUGACCGGGAAGAGUUCAAGAAUAUUGCAAAAAACCUUUCUGCAGCUUUUGCUUGGGAUGACCAUCAGUCCGCCCUUCUGCUUCAGGAAAUUGACACCAACAGCGAUGAGCAAGUAGAUUUGCCUGAGUUUGCAGGCUGGCUCACUAAUGUCCACGCCACCAUGACUUUCAGUCCAGAAGGCUGGCUCCAAACGUAUGACUUGGGAGACACGCUCCAGCCAUUGUACGAGUGCUACGACCCUGAUCGCAGUGGCAUCUCGAAGGACCAGUUCCUCCGCACCUACCGCAUCAUUGCUAAUGCCUUGAAGCAUACGCCGGUAGCUUUGCAGAAGAAGGCGGACGUGUGGGUACGAGCUGCGGAAGAAGAGUAUGAGAACUUGAACGACGAUGGGAAAGACAUGUUGAUCGAAAUCGACGACUUCAUCCAGUGGCAAGCCCAACUGCUGAAACAUUCUGGAAUACCAAACUCUGUACUGCCGGAGAAGGUAGCUGGGCUUGCCCGGGCAUUGAAGGUCAUCAACGAUUUGGACAAGAAGUCGACUGUGGCAGAUGACAAAGAUGAAGCUGUUCUCAGCAAAUCAAUCCAGAAAGUUGCCACCUUAGCAAGGGAGCUGUACCUUCCCUGCAGCCAGCAGCUUCGCAAGCUGUUGGAAGCGAACAACCACGAAAGAAAGGAAGAACCUUGCGAUGAAAACUAUAAGUGGGAGAACCCACCUGACGGUGCGGUCAAUCGACUCCGCCGGGACUGUGCCAUCAACCUGGGUGUCCUCCUGCCUGGCAUCUUGCCUCACAAGAGUGGGGAGACUUCCAAGAGCGACGUUUGGAGAUUUGCCCGGCGAAAUUCGCACAUGCGCAAUCGAAAAGGGAAGUCGCUGCCUCAAGCGCCAGUAGUAGGGAUGGCCAUGUCCAGCAUGAACCGCCGCCUUAUGGUCGCGAAGCUUGCAAUUGCUUUGCUCGCAGUGCGUGUUCUCAUGCCUUCCUUCGUUUCCCCGAGUGGCCCAAGUAUCCAUGCGCAAAGCCCAAGAAGGCAGCUGACAGCUGUGAGGGCUGAGGGAGAGGCAGAAGAAGACGGAGACAUGCUUGAAUUCCUCAAGGUUGAGCAGGACAUUGAGCUGUCUCCUGAGGAGUACAAGAUGGCUUUGGAGGCUGAGGUCGAAACCCAAAGGAAGAAGUACUACAUUGGGGGUGUUGUUGAUCCGAAGAAUUUGGUCGUGCCGUGGAAGCCUGUCGACGAGGAUGUGCUGGUGAAGGAUGCCAGGAGGACCCUGAAGAAGAACGGGAUCAGGGACCCUGCCGGUGGCGACGUGGACACCGAGUACGACGACAGCGAGAUGGAGCUCACCCUGAUCGACGACGACGUCAAUCUGCAGUGGGCAGGCGGUGUUCCUGGCACCAAGGUAGGUUACAUCAUCGAGAGGAAACCAGCAGGCAGCACGAAUUUCGAGGAGAUUGCCACCUACGACAACAUGAAAAACCCCCAGCUCCUGGCCAAGCCAUACAGCGGGCAUGAGUAUACCUUCACCGACUCCAUGGUCGCACCCGGCAAGUACACUUACCGCCUGCUUUGCCGUUCUCGUGAUGGCUCCAUUGAUGUAGUGGACCAAAAGGAGCUGCUUGUAGCCGACGCCCCUGGAGUUGACUUGAAGAUCGCCUUCCCAGUUCUGGGCGCCUUUGUACUCUUCAGUAUGAACACCCCCGUGCUUGGCGAGUUACUGCUUUGCUUUCAUUCAUCUGCCGGAAGCUUGGGCAAAACCGACCGUUUUUUCGCUUGGUUGGAGGCUCCUCGCAAAAGCGAGUCUGAUCGGAAAAUGUACUACGAGCUAGUGCCACGUGAUGAUGGAUGUGGGAAUGCUCUGGAGCCGGAGUGGCAACGGCUUCCGGACGGUGCUCCCUUUCAUGCAGAGCUCGAGCGUCUCCCGAAGGAGCAGGUGAUACUGGCGAUCCUCAAAACCCAGGAGCUGGCCCACGAGCAGCUGCAGUGGCCGCAAGUGCAGAGAAGUUUAGGCCUAGCAGAGUGCUUGGAGCUCGUGAUGCAUGAAGACGUGGAGCAGGUCAGCAAAGUGAUCCACACGUUCGCACGGCAACAUGUUAUGCAGCAGCCAUGGCAUCGUGAGCAGCUGGAAAUGGGUAUGACGAUCAGUGAUAUUGUCGAUGAACACUUGCAGGAGGCAGUUUUCUCGCCAGAGGAAGUGCUGCAUUUGCUGUUGAACCAGGAGAAGAUGGCAGAUCCACAGCCCGAGCCGAAAAACAAGCUCGUGGCCACGCUGUCCAAGAUGUUUUCGAAGAAUCUCUCGGAAGCUUAG
Messenger RNA from Symbiodinium necroappetens, 3417 nucleotides. NCBI's taxonomy places the organism in Eukaryota, Dinophyceae, Suessiales, Symbiodiniaceae. The record is from the annotation of a GenBank genome assembly.